AGCAGAUAGCAUAAAUGAAAAUAUUGGUGGCUUCUUCUGAGUUUGACAGCGAAGGCGAAGAUACUUUCACUCAGUUGAAUUUUUUCUAAACCCUAAAACCCUAAUUCCUCUUCUUCCUAUCUCUAAACCCUAUUUCCUCUUCGACAUGGACGCAACAACAUCGGUGGCAAGUGCAUUUCUCUCUGCAACCGUUGAAUCCUUAUUGCAGAAACUCGCUUCCUCAGAGCUCAUUGAUUACGUCAAAUACAGCCAUUUGAAUAUCUUAAAACUCACUGUAUUGGAAACAAAGCUUCUCACUCUUCACUCAGUUCUUCACGAUGCUGAACACAAGCAGUUUUUCAAUCCUGAAGUUAAAAACUGGCUUGAUGAGUUGUAUAAUGUAAUCUCUACUGCCGAAGAUUUGUUCGAUGAAAUCGGUUACAGUUACCUUCAAUGUAAGGUUGAGAAUACUCAAUCUCAACAUGAUUUCGAGUAUAAUUCCGAUAUCGCGAUGAUUUGUCAAAAGCUGCAAGGGUUUGCUGAACAGAUAGAGAUCCUUGGUUUGCAAUCUGUAACUGUAAGUGUUAGGGUUUCUGUUAAAAUGUGUUCAAAUUUAGUAGGAAAUGAAACUGUUGUAGUUGGUAGGAAGAAUGAUAAAGAAUUAUUGAUGAAUAUGUUGAUGUCUGAGAGUGGUAAUAAUAAUAGUAAUAACAACUUAGGCGUGGUUGCUGUUUUUGGUGUUGGAGGUGUUGGUAAAUCGACACUUGCUCGAAUUGUUUAUGACGAUGAAAAAGUUAAUGAGCAUUUUGAUUUGAAAGCAUGGGUCCGUAUGUCAGAGGAUUUUGAUGUUGUGAGAGUAACCAAAACAAUUACUGAAUCUGUCACUUCAGGGAGUUAUGGGAUUAAUGAUCCGGAUUACAUGCGUGCUGAAUUAAAGAAAGAGGUGAGGGGUAGAAGAUUCUUGAUUGUGUUGGAUGGGCUAUGGAAUUACAGUUAUAAUGAUUGGCAUGGGAUAGUGGCUCCUUUGAUUAAAGGAAAAUAUGGAAGUAGAGUGGUCAUCACAACGCGCUAUGAAGAAGUUGCAAAGGUCGCACAUACUUUUCCGAUUCAUAAGUUAGAGCCUCUGUCAGAAGAAGAUUGUUGGCCUUUACUCUGCAAGUAUGUUUUUGGAAGUGUUGGCAAUAAAUUCCCAAAUUUAGAAGCAAUUGGUAGGAAUAUUGCGAGAAAAUGUGGUGGAUUGCCAUUAGCUGCGAAAAUAGUUGGAAGACUUUUAAGUUCAAAGAUAGAUGAAAAGGAGUGGAUUGAAAUCAUGAACAACGACAUAUGGAACUUAUCAAAGGAUAAUAUUUUACCUUCUUUGCUUCUGAGUUAUCAGUAUCUUCCCUCUUAUUUGAAAAGAUGUUUUGCCUAUUGCUCAAUUUUUCCAAAGGGUUAUCCCAUUGAUAGGAAGCAAAUGGUUUUGUUGUGGAUGGCACAAGGCUUCCUUGAACAUUCUAUGGUUGGAAAAGUAGAAGAGGAGGUAGGUAAUGAGUAUUUUACUGAAUUGUUGUCAAGAUCCUUAAUUGAACAAUUGAAUGAUGAUACUGAUGAAGAAAAGUUUGUCAUGCAUUGCCUUGUACAUGAUUUAGCAACAAUUGUAUCUGGGAAAAGUGGUCGUGGUAGAAUUCACCAUUUUUUGUAUCAUCAAGAAGAGUAUGACCUUUACAAGAAGUUUGAAAUUGUUGAUGAUUUUGAAUGCUUGCGAAGCUUCCUAUCCAUUGAUUUCUCUUGGAGAAUGAAUUACAUGUCCAGCAAGGUGCUUCAUGUAUUGCUACCCUCACAUGGAAGGCUACGUGCUUUAUCGAUAUCGCAUUAUUCUAACAUCACCACGUUGCCAGAUUCACUUGGCAGUUUGGUGCAGUUGCGGUAUCUAAAUCUCUCGUGCACUGGAAUCAAAUACUUGCCUGAUACCAUCUGUGACCUUUACUAUUUGCAAACCUUGAAAUUAUCAGGGUGCAGAAAACUCAUUGAAUUGCCUGCACAUGUUGGGAAUUUAAUUAAUUUACGUCACCUUGAUAUCAGCCAUACAAAUAUAGAGGAGAUGCCAAUGCAACUUGUUGAACUAGAAAACCUUCAAACUCUCACUGUUUUUGUAGUGGGCCAGCAAGAAGUUGGGUUAAGUGUCAGAGAGCUUUCAAAGUUUCCUAAUCUUAGGGGAAAACUUCACAUCCAGAACCUGCAUAAAGUCAUUGAUGUUAGUGAGGUGUGUGAUACCAAAUUGAAGAGUAAAGAACACAUUGAAGAGUUAUCUUUAUAUUGGGGUAAACAAACUGAAGAUUCACCAUCACAGGAAGUUAUUCUUGAUGAGUUACAACCAUCAACAAACUUGAAGAAAUUGAGCAUCAGUUUCUAUGGUGGAACAAGCUUUCCAAGUUGGUUGGGAGAUUGUUCGUUUUCUAACAUGGUGUACCUUUGCAUCAAAUCUUGUGAGUAUUGCAUAACACUUCCUCCAUUAGGGCAACUACCUUCUCUCAAAGACCUUGAGAUUGAUGGUAUGAGCAAAGUGGAAACAAUUGGCCCAGAGUUCUAUGGCAUGAUAGGAGGAAGUACUAAUACCCCAUUCCAACCAUUUCCAUCUCUCGAGAAGCUACAUUUUGAGAGGAUGUCUAAUUGGAAAGAAUGGCUUUCCUUCGGAGGCAGCAAGUUUCCUUUUCCUCGGCUUAAAACUCUGUAUUUAGAUAACUGUUCAAAACUGAGGGGACAUUUGCCUAGUCAUCUUCCUUCCAUAGAGAAAAUUACAAUACUUUGGUGCAGUCAUUUGCUGGCUACACUAUCUACUCUGCAGUGGCUUUCCUCAGUCAAAUAUAUAAAUUUGAUCACUAGAGGUUCCUCCGAAUUGCCGUUGCUUGAAAAUGAUUCACCAUGUCUUCUGCAGAUUGUAACAAUAUUCGGCUUUAACAAGCUACUAUCUCUGCCUAGAAUGUUUCUGAACUCUACUUCUCUUCAACACUUGCAUCUCUGUUAUAUUUCCUCUCUCACUGCCUUUCCAUCUAAUGGUCUUCCCACUUCAUUGAAGUCACUUGAUAUUGAUGAGUGUAAGAAUUUAGCAUUCUUGCCUCCUGAAACUUGGAGCAAUUACACAUCACUUGUGACCUUGAACUUAAAAAAUUGCUGUGACGGACUUACCUCCUUUCAACUGAAUGGUUUUCCUAUGCUCCAUAGUCUUUCCGUCGAUGGAUGUAGCAAUUUGGAGUCUAUCUUUAUUUCAGAAAAUGGCUCCCUUGGCUCGUCAACUCUCCAAUCACUUCAGGUCAGCAACUGUGACGCACUAAGAUCACUACCUCAACAUAUGGAAACCUUAACCGCUCUUGAAAGUUUGACUCUCGACAGUUUAUCGUCAUGCUGGAAAGGAGUUCGCCUCCCUCUCAAGUUUCGAUUAACACCUUCUCAUUCCAUGACAAGUACUACAACUGUGACUGAACGGGGUCUCCAAAACCUUACAGCUCUGUCUGAUAUGGAAAUUGGAGGUAAUAAUGUUGUUAACACCUUGCUAAAAGAGCAAUUGCUGCCCAUUUUCCUUGUGUCUCUGACAAUAACCAAUCUCUCUGAAAUGAAAUGCUUAGAAGGAAAUGUGCUUCAACACAUCUCCUCUAUGAAAAAGCUUGCAUUUAAAUUUUGUUCAGGGCUUGAGUCUUUUCAAGCGACGUUGCCUUCAUCUCUGAAAUCACUCGUAUUUGAAAAUUGUCCAAAACUCAUGUCCUUGCCAGAUAAGUUGCCUUCCUCUUUGGAGACACUGGAAUUUGAUGAUUGUGCAAGACUUGGGUUAUUGCCAAGACACGGGUUUCCUUCCUCUCUUAAGGUACUAAGCAUUAGCCAAUGCCCGUUUUUAGAAGCAAGGUAUGCCACUCCGAGAAGGGGUCAAGUGUCCAAGAUCGCUCACAUCCCUGUCAUAAAAAUAAAUUAUCAAGCAAUAAUAUGAGCCAUGGCAAAGGAAAGGAAGAACCACACUUCUAUUUCAGGCCAUCCAUUUCUUACUCAUCCGACAUUAUGUUUUUCACCAUCUGCUGGAAUUAGAAUUGCCUGGAGAAGUCGCAAUUGAUGAUCCUUUUUUUUGUUUCUAGCUUCUCUCUUUGGUGUCUUCAAAUAUAAAUCAACUUUGUGUAAUGUCCUCUCUUUUUUGUAGUGGAACAAACAAAUGAUGACACAAAAUUAGAACAAUCUGUCCUGUUUGUUUCCAUAUACAAAAUCAUUUGACUGCUGAGUAAUUUCUAUUGUAAUCGGAAUUAUUAGCACUAGAAAAAAAACUAUAGUCUCAUGAGUUUGACUUUGUAUCCUGGACAAAGUUCAAUCUCAUCGAAAAGAUGGUUGUAUAGUAAUUUAUAAGUUCCUUAAAAAAAAAAGUAAUUUAUUAGUGUCAUUUGAUUUUUUUAGAUUAUGCCGUUAUAUGUUGUUACGGUUAAGAAGAGAUGUGAUUAAUUGGGGUUUCUUUUUAACUUACGAUAUAUUUUUUU
Molecule: messenger RNA, 4469 nt
Organism: Trifolium pratense (red clover)
Lineage: Eukaryota; Viridiplantae; Streptophyta; Magnoliopsida; Fabales; Fabaceae
Product: putative disease resistance RPP13-like protein 1
Exons: 2
Coding region: 146-3937 (1263 amino acids)
Biological process (GO): defense response to other organism
Molecular function (GO): ADP binding
Source: RefSeq, a predicted model, not a curated record